AUGUGCUUUUUAAAUACUAAUUUUUUUAAAAUACUGGAAUGUGCCCGCAGGGUCCUGACACUCGAGAACAAGGCUGUUGGGGCCACCUCCACGCGCACGAGCAAUGCCGCGAUAAAGGCCUGCGUUGCAGUUCUCUCCGAAGCAUCCACAAAGCCCUUGCCGUUGGUCCACGCUUCUAGCUCUGCAUUAUCUCACAGAGUGCCUUUUGUAGCUCCAUCUGGCAGCCGUCUUGCAGGCUGCUUUGCAUCCCCACCAGCCCCGGAUCUCAUCGCUCCCUCAGCUCCCACUGACCCUGCUUUUCUUAGUACCUCUGCUUCUUGCCAAUCCGUUGAGGAGCUGCAGCGAGUUGCCACCGCCGGCUUUGGGGUGUACACCCAGCUGCGUGCGAGGGGGCCCUACCCAAAUUACAAAACUUUCCUCUUGACUGCUCGGCUUCUCUCGUCAUUUACUGCUGCUGCUGUUGCUGCUGCACCCUUUGCUGCUGAGGCACGGACAGGGAGCAUUUCGUUGCUUCGUUCUCCAGCAGACGCAGCAGAGGCAGCAAUGGCUCUAGCAGCAGAAUAUGCGGCUUCACUGCUGACGGGACCUAUUCGCGCAAAGGCACUGCAUCAGGCACGAGUGCAGCAGCAGCAGCAGCAUCAAGGAGAUCUGCAACAAGGAUGUAUUCAGCAGCAGCAGCAUCAAGGGGAUCGGCAACAAGGAUGUAUUCAGCAGCAACAGCAGCAAGGAGAUCGGCAACAAGGAUGUAUUCAGCAGCAACAGCAGCAAGGGGAUCUGCAACAAGGAUGUAUUCAGCAGCAACUCCAACAGACGAAGGAGCAGAUCCUACGACAGUAUACUCCUUGGGUACACGGAGAGGCCAUGAGGACUUCCCUUCUGCAGCAGGACUAUGCUGGUGCCCUUAACAUGUUCGAGGCAUUGCUGCGGCUGCGGAGGCAGCUCCACAGGGAUUUAAGCCAACUCUUGCUCCAGGAGCAACCUUCCCAGCAGCAUCAGGAGCUGCUUAGGCAGCGAGAAUAUGGUCGUGUUUUGCUUCCUCCCUUGCCAUGUGGCGUGUUGGAUGUUGCUUUGCGAGCACUGGAAAGCUCACUGCUGGCGGGGCAGCCCCCAGUUUGGGCCUCUCCGUCUCCUGCUUCUGUCCCUUACUUCUCCAGUCACUUCAGGCCGAGGAGGCAGCUAGCUCAGCUAGCCAACGGGAACAUAGCUUCGGCAGCGAUACUCGAAAGAUACCUGAGGGUCCAGGAUGCGCCCUCCGUUCGCUCUCCUACUGGAACUGCAUCGACUGUGACCGCUGAUGGCACUGGAGCAAACCUUAGUGCUAUUGCGCAUGCAAAGAUGCGACUGGUAAGCCCUAAAUGCGAGAGACCCCCACGGCAUCCCAGAGAGGCUCUUAAAGGCCAACGCAAAGUCUCCAGAAGCUUGGUGCGCGGAGUACGAGGAGCUGCAGAAAGCUCACAAACUGUGGGUAAGUGUGUGUUGAGGCAUGCACGCACAAAACGGCCAGAAACGCAAACUCUGAAUCAUCGAACUCCAUGGUUGCUUCCCUCUGAUUUGCAGAGAGGGGAUGAAGAGCAUAUCGCGAAGCUGCUCGCUAGGCGUUUUGGGGGGAUUGAAGCUCUGAAGAUCGUUCACCGACAACUACAGGGGCAAAAACACCAGCCAGAGCGCCAACAAGUGCAGGAGGAGGAGCACCACGAACAGCAGUGGAGCUUCCACGAGUCCCCACUCAACUCUCUUCACGGCCUGAGUUACGAAAGUGUUUGGAACAGUAGCUGCAACGACAUAUUUGUGAAUACUGCAUCUACAGGUGAGGAGUGGAUUGCCAAACUCUGGUGUUACUGUUUAAUUGCGGUAUACGUGCAGACAUCCGAGUUGAACCCCUCGAUACCCCGGCAAAUCCUUCUGCCCUUCCCACGUUGUCUGUCUAUACUCGUACUCCUGGGGAGGACCGGCUAUGCACGCGCUGCUCUCAACCUCUUCCGAUGGUGGAUCUCUCAGUGGAGAUCUGAUGGAAGAAGACAGUUGGAAAUUAAGGAAACUUCAAGUGUCCAUACACCCAAGCCCUUUUGGACGCGAACACAAAAGAGAGUUAGCCAUGCAGCAAGACUCCUUGAAACCACCGUCAGAGCAGCUGCUGCUGCAGGAAGCACUUUGUUCGCAAAUUCAUGUGUAAAACUAUCUACUCCAAGCGCAUGUGCAAUUUACGUUCCUGUUUCUGCAUUUGUACAUAAUCAAGUGUUUGCUCGUGACUUUCUAAACUUUGCACGACUGCUGAUAGAGGAACGUGCAUUGGAUGUCCAUGCAGGUCGCUGGGAUUUGUCUCUCGAUGCUGUAGAGCUCUUUCUGAAUGCUCGCAAGGAUCUGCUUCCUAAGGAGAAAUUAGGCCAUGCGGAUUUGGGCCCACGAAGUCUCCGUUUGCAUACCUUCCAUGCUUCUAUCAGCCGUGUGUUGCAUCUGCUGGCCAGUCAUCUCGCCACAUACUCUCUAGCAGCCAGUCAGAGGCUGCAGGGGGCCCUUGCUGGGUUUGACAAAGCUUGCAAGAGUUGGUGUGCCUCCUGUGGGGACACCCACAAUAAUACCUCCCUAAAUCCCGUGUCACUUGAGAGGCUAUUGGAGGAGGAGACGGUGUUCGUGACUCUGGAGCGAGAGCUUUGUAAAUUUAGGAAGACGAUCUCAGAUGGAAUCACGCAGAAGACUGCUGCUGCAUCUGCAGAGAGAGUGAAGGCACCGGAAGCAACAUUGCCUAACCCCUGUUUGCGUGCGCUUGCUACACGCUGGAGAGUGCGGCUCGCCUCAGGGCGCCCUCUUAGGUACGGAGAAUUUCCACUGGAAGAUUUUUGUCAAGACGAAAGUCUAAACGCUCGCUUAGCCUAG
Messenger RNA from Cyclospora cayetanensis, 2874 nucleotides. RefSeq lists its product as uncharacterized. The record is from RefSeq and is a predicted model, not a curated record. NCBI's taxonomy places the organism in Eukaryota, Apicomplexa, Conoidasida, Eucoccidiorida, Eimeriidae. Bases 1 to 2874 code for a protein of 957 amino acids. The transcript has 6 exons.